AUGGAUCUGGCAGACUUGGAAAACAUGAGCAGUGGCUGUGAAGGCAAAAACUGCAGCUUAGCAUCAAGGCUCCAGGAGGACUGCAGAACCCAGGACUGCUACUGGGGGGAACCCAUGUUUGGACUGAUUGAGUUAGUUUGCGUGACGAUGGUUUAUAUUCCACUGAUGUUAUUCGGCCUUCUUGGGAACACCUUGACCAUACUGGUGGUGUGGCUUCGUCCGCACAUGAGGAGCUCGACGUACCUGUACCUGAGCAGCAUGGCCGUCAGCGACCUGCUGAUUCUCCUUCUGCUCCCUCUGGAUCUGUACAAGCUCUGGAGACCCAGACCGUGGCCCCUGGGAGACCUUGCCUGCAAGCUGACUAUGUUCCUCUCAGAGUGCUGCACCUUCUGCACCAUCCUCCACAUCACCUUCCUGUCCCUGGAGCGGUACGUGGCGGUGUGCUGGCCGAUCACAGCCAAGACCGUCGUGACGCGCCGCAGAACCAGGGUCAUCAUCGGCUGCCUGUGGCUGGGUGCGGCUGUCAGCGCGUCGCCCGUCUUGAUUAUGGUCGGAGUGGAGGACGUCGGGGGAGAGGAGUUUGGGCUCAACCAGUGGAGGGAGGAUGGGGGCCGGCUGGGCGGAGAGGGAGAACAGGGAGGGAUAAUGAUGAACGUAGCGGAGAGAGGAGGCGCAGUCAUGGCUUUGCUGGAUCCACGGUUGGAGGAAAUAAAGUUGGGAGAGAAGGAGAAAGAAGAAUGGGCUGAAGACCUCACAGACUUUAUAUGGCUUGACGACAAAAACAGCAGAUCAAGAGAGGGAACUGAAUGGAAACCAGCGGACAUUAAAGAUAAAACAGAAGAAGCUGAGGAGCCAAAUGAGGAGAAAAGGAAGAUGGAAUUUGAGAAAAAUCAGCAAAACAAAAAGAAAGAAGAUGAGGGGGGAGGUAGAGAGGAGAGAGCCGAUUCAAGCCGUGGCGGAGAGAUCGACAGGAGGGAGUGCCGCUGUACGCACUACGCCAUCUCCUCAGGUCUCUUGUCCGCCAUGAUGAUUCUCUCCAACUUGUACUUCCUGGUGCCCCUUUGCAUCCUGGGUCUGGUGUACACCCUCAUUGGACGAACACUGUGGCUCCGCCCAAAGAGCAGCAGAAGAGACCAGAGUCACCGAAGCACAGUGAAGAUGUUAGGAGUGAUCGUCUUGGCAUUUGUGCUCUGCUGGCUUCCCUUCCACGUCGGCCGGACUAUAUUAUCCCUUUCCCUCGGCUCCAGCGUCGAGAGACAAGACGCCUCCAUGAACGCCACGUCCCACGCUGACGCGAACACCGGCGCGCUCGAGAAAAUCAGGACAAAGCGACAGUCUCACAACAGUACAACGUAUGAAGUGCCAAACAGGACAGCGGCUCCUGGAGGCCCGCAAAAGGUCAAACAAAGUCUCGGCCCUCUCACCACCACCACGAGCGUGUACACCGCGACGCCCCCCGACCUUUAUGUUGACGUCGCACUCGACGCUCUCUUAAACAGCACACACUCUCACCCUGACACUCACAUGUACUUUCUGUACUAUCUGUCUCAGUAUUUUAAUCUGGCGUCUUCUGUCCUCUUCUACCUCAGCGCCGCUGUCAAUCCCUUACUUUAUAACCUGAUGUCUGCCAGGUACAGACUGGCUGUCCACAGCCUCAUACACAAACACCCUCACACACACACACACCGCCUGCGCACGCUCACGGCUCGGCACUCCACCACCACCACCUUGUAAGCUACCAGCAGAGCUGCGACGUUCUCUCCAGAUCACCCCACAGAUUUAGGGCUUAGCGCCGGAACGGCAUGGAAGAAGGUUACUUUUAUGUCUUGAGAACCAUUUUUGUGUUGAUUCGGCCGAAUGUUUUGAAGUAUUCUUAAAAAA
Messenger RNA from Xiphophorus hellerii (green swordtail), 1881 nucleotides. Its product is annotated as growth hormone secretagogue receptor type 1-like. Lineage: Eukaryota; Metazoa; Chordata; Actinopteri; Cyprinodontiformes; Poeciliidae. The coding region runs from base 1 to 1734 and encodes 577 amino acids. Gene Ontology annotation, biological process: G protein-coupled receptor signaling pathway; hormone-mediated signaling pathway. Gene Ontology annotation, molecular function: growth hormone secretagogue receptor activity. The record is from RefSeq and is a predicted model, not a curated record. The transcript is spliced from 4 exons. Gene Ontology annotation, cellular component: plasma membrane.